CACCUGCGCGGCAUGUGUGCACCUCGACUCAUGUUUUGGCUCGGCGUGGCCGCGACCCUCGUGGCCCUGGCGGAGGGAGCCGCCCUGGUCGCGUCUGAGCACGACCUCCUCGACGGCGACCUCCUCGACGGCGACCUCCCCGACGGCGACCUGCCGACCGCCAUCCGCGUCCGCCGACAACAGGGCCGCUACGGCGGCAGCGCCAGCCGCCAACAGAACGGCAACCGCUACGAGCAGAACGACCAGCGCAGCGGUCCGGGGCUGUCGCGCCAGCAGGCCGAGGACGCCGAGGACGACGAGGGACUGUUCUCCUGGAGCAGCCCCAGCGCCAGCCGCAACCAGCAGAACGUCGCCACGCGCUCCCAGCAGCAAGCGGGCACCCGCAACCGGCCCUGGGACUCGGAGCGCCAGCAGGCGGACCAGGGUGGCGUUUGGCCGUACGGCCAGGGCACCCCCAGCGGCCAGGGCGGCCAGGGCGGCCAGGGCGACCAGGCUGACCCGUCCCGCCGCACCUGGGGCAGCAGCGGCGGCGGCGGCAUUGGCAGCGGCAGCGGCGUGGACGGCGUGGCCACCACGGUGCAGGGCGUCUCCGCCGCGCUCGCCAACAAGUGGAACACCAAGGUGCUGGCGGCGCGCGGCCUGGCGUCCUCCCUCUUCAACACGGGCCGCGUGGCCGCGCGGUCGGGGCUGCAGGCCGGCAUGGCGCACCCCCGCUUCGCCGUCGAGGCCGUCGAGAACGUCUUCUAG
Molecule: messenger RNA, 747 nt
Organism: Thrips palmi
Lineage: Eukaryota; Metazoa; Arthropoda; Insecta; Thysanoptera; Thripidae
Exons: 5
Coding region: 13-747 (244 amino acids)
Source: RefSeq, a predicted model, not a curated record